Hemibagrus wyckioides is the source of this 2373-nucleotide messenger RNA. RefSeq names its product radical S-adenosyl methionine domain containing 1 (gene rsad1). The record is from RefSeq and is a predicted model, not a curated record. Gene Ontology annotation, biological process: porphyrin-containing compound biosynthetic process. NCBI's taxonomy places the organism in Eukaryota, Metazoa, Chordata, Actinopteri, Siluriformes, Bagridae. Bases 115 to 1455 code for a protein of 446 amino acids. Gene Ontology annotation, cellular component: cytoplasm. The transcript has 9 exons. Gene Ontology annotation, molecular function: coproporphyrinogen oxidase activity; 4 iron, 4 sulfur cluster binding.
UCGUUCCGUGCAGCAAAUGUUCUCCUAGCACGAGAUAGAGUUGUUCUAAAUUUAUAUUAUAAUAAUUUGUAUAUUUUUAACUAUAUAUGUAUUAUGUAAAUAGAUGUGAUAAAUAUGGCACGAUGUUUGCGACCUCUGUUUCAGCGCUCGGGUUUGAUGUGUCCGCGGACACAGCCAGGGGAGCUUGCCAGAGUUCAUAGCAGUCAGAAACAGAAUCCCCCAGAUUCAGAACAAACUUCACUUUAUAUCCAUUGGCCGUUCUGUUUGAAGCGAUGUUCUUACUGUAACUUUAACAAGUACAUCCCUCGCUCAGUGGACAACGAGGUUAUGACCGAGUGUCUUCAGCAGGAGACACGGACACUUCUGCAGCUCAGUCGUGUUUCUCAGAUCAGUUCUGUGUUUUUCGGUGGAGGAACUCCCAGUCUGGCCAGAGCCUCCACUGUAGCUGCUGUGCUGGAGACUGUCUCUGCACACGCACGACUCUGUGAACACGCCGAGGUGACGCUGGAGGUGAACCCUGCGCCUGCAGGAAGAACCGCGCUCCCAGACUUCCUGUCUGCCGGAGUCAAUCGCUUUUCUGUUGGGGUGCAGGCUCUGAACGAGGCCAGUCUCAGGGUUCUUGGGAGAGAUCAUGACCCACAGCAGGCUCUGCAGACGCUGGAGGAGGCUCGGACCCUCUGCCCCGGCCGCGUGUCGGUUGACGUCAUGUUCGGAAUUCCGGGCCAGAGCGUGGCAUCAUGGGAGAGCGAGCUGGAGGAGGUUCUGCGUGUUUGUGAUGAUCACGUGUCUCUGUACCAGCUGACCCUGGAGAGAGGAACUCACCUGUACAAGCAGGUACAGCAGGGAGAAGUCAGCAUGCCUAGUGAUGAUGUCACUGCCUCCAUGUACCGAUCCGCCCGAAAAAUUCUGGAGCAGGCCGGAUUCCUGCAGUAUGAAGUGUCUAACUUUGCCAGACAGAAUGCUGUAAGCACACACAACCUAGGCUACUGGAGAGCACAGCCAUAUAUAGGAGUUGGACCUGGAGCUCAUGGCCGCUUCGUUCCCCGAGCGCUGGGCGUGGCUCAUCGGGAGGCGCGCACUCAGACGUUAGAGCCGGACUACUGGAUGAGAGAAGUUCAGCAGCACGGACACGCCACACGCAGACGCAUUCAGCUCAGCCAGUUGGGCCUGUUGGAGGAGGUGCUGGUUAUGGGACUCCGACUGACUGAUGGAAUUUCCCACCAGCACUGGGCAGCGUUCAGCCCUGAAGCGGAUCUACACCAGGUUCUCGGUGCCUCAGCAGACAUUCAGGAGCUUCAGCAGAGAGGUAUCCUCAUCCUCGACGACAGGGGACUGCGCUGUUCCUGGGAGGGUUUAGCGUUAUUGGACAGUAUCUUACCUGUUUUGCUGCUGGAGUUGGACACAUUCUUCCACACAGACAUGCAGAUGGACAGAGAGAGGAGUGAGAAUCCAUAAAUUCUGUGCAGCCAGACUACCUGAAAGAAACGACCAGAUUCUCCUUCCUCCACUGGUUGAUCCUGAAAUGAAGAUGCCGAAGCUUUACAUCAAGACUGUAAUUAUUAUGUCAUUAUGCCACUGUAAAUGGUUUAUUUAAUUCCCUCAGGAGUUCAUCAGGAUAACAAACACAACACUAUUAAGUAGUCUUCUGGGAGGUGCAGAGGCAAGUGCAGACUUUUACAUGAACAGGUCAUGUGACAUCCUGGGGCUGAUGGGUAAUGUAGUCCAGUGCCGAUUUGGGGGUCAACCUGACAGUGGUUCUUUGUACUCAAUAAUUAAAUAUCAUUCAUUUCUGCUUUAACAAAACAAAACGGAUUCCAUCCCAUAACUGGUUUAACCCAUAACUUUCUUUUUUCUAUCAUUUUUAUUUAAUAACAUGUUUUCUAAAGACUGUGAAAAGCAGCUAUGUAAAUUUUUACACAACAGUAGCUGUGUAGCUGUCUUUAUUAUUAUUAUUGUUGUUGUUGUUCUGUUGUUGUUUAUUUAUUUUUUUCUAAUAAAUGAAAGCCUCUGGGUUGGGUGAUGUCACAUGAUGUUUAAUCUGUGAUGUAAUUAACAUUGUGGUCUAAUAUAUUACAUAUACUGAGAAAUAUUCACACACAGUGAGUGUUUUCACUGUCUUCAAGUGUCAUGUUGUAAGAAAAUAAUUAACAUAUUCGUAUAUGCAUAUUUUUUUAUUUUUCCAUACACUUUCUUCCCUUUCCCACCUGUAUAGUAAAUUCUAUUUUUAUUAUAAUUCUAUUCUUCUAUUCUCUAUUUUAUGACGCAGGCAGUCAAUAAAACUUUUACGACGCUUCAUACUGUGUAUGGUUGUGUAUGUGACAAAUAAGGAAUUAAUUUGUAAUAAAGUGUGUUACAGGUGCUUGAGAAUUUGCA